AUGUCCAACGUUCGCGACCGGAUCAAGGCUGCAGAAGCCUUAACAGGGCAAUCGCACAAUGAUGGAGGCAGCGAAUCUCGUCGUCGCGGUCACAAACUGAGUCUGAAGACCGACGAGCACAUAAAAGAAGAAUUUCUCAGGAGAGGUGACGGCGGUUGGCACAAGAAGGUAGAUAUCGGACAGCAGGAGAAUUAUAAAGUUCCGCCUGCCAUGCCUCCCAUCAUCAAACUUAUCGCAGAAACUCCAGUCGUGACAUCGUCAAAAGGUGUGCCGGGAAGACUACGCAAGGAGAUACCAGGCGCAUUUGAACCUGUUCCUGGAGAAUCAUCCGCUAAGUCAGGGGCUAAACAGGACAGAGAGUGGAGCAGAGUAGAGGAAAUGGAGGCAGCGCAACAAGCAGAAAUGGAUCUCCAUACUGUUGAUGGCGAGUGGGACCGAGUCGCGCAAUUGGAGGCUGAACAGCAGGCUGCCAUGGACGCCGAAGCAGCUAUGAGGUCAAUAGCUGAGUCGUCAAGCAAACCCCGUCGUGAGAAACCUGACAAGCCAGCACGCGGAAAGCUCGACAAGUCGUCGCAAAACAAAUCCAGUGAUAGUCCUGCAACCAGAAAUAUUCCUGUAGGACGCUUCGACGAUCUCAUAGGCAAGACUGAUGUGAAGGAUACCAAGAACAAAUCUCCUGGAAGUAAAAGUCGCCCAUCCGUCAAAGCUCGGCAUGUCCAUAUUUCCGAUGACGACGACGACGACGACGAUGAUAUGAAACCAGCAGCGACAUUCCCAGCCAAGGACGACUUGAGUAGCAGAGAGCAAGUUCUCUUCGAUCCAGUCGAGUAUGCUGAGAAAAAGCAAGCUCGUCGCGAACGGAGAGCAGCCAGGCAGCAGGAUCGAGCUGAGAGGCUAGUAGUGGACGAGCAACCGAGGGAGAGAUCUCGAGCCAAAUCACCAUCAAUAAGGUUGUUUCGUGUGAAUUACGACGACGACGACGAUGACGACAACGACAACGGAGGGAAGGCGCUCAGAAAGUCGCACCGCUUACGUUCGCGUUCGACACACGAUUACGUGCCGGAGUCUUACCAGUCGCCUCCAACAAGCGCACGACGUUCGACCAAUUCACUCUGGCCGUCUUUUUCAGAUUCACAGAGGCGGAGUAUGAGUGAUGUUUUUGAGAGCAGUGGACGUCGACGCCAUAGCCACACCAGAACUCAUUCCGACGAUCUCUCUACUGCAGACAGCACUCGUUCAACGGUGUCAAUCAAAAAGUUAGAAUUUGCAGAAUAUAUGGCAGGUAGAAAGCUUGAUCACAUGCCUCUUUCACCACCCAAAUUGCCAAGCAGGCCCAUGGGUUUCGUUCGGUCGCUCAGCCAUACCGGAGAAUAUUCUGAAGGCUACACACGAGAAAAGAAGUUAUUGAGAAGACCUAGUCGUGACGAGGUGAUUGAGGAUUUUGAUCAUGACUGGGAUCGGAGAGUCGAUCAUUCUAGCCGACGUCGUGUCAGUCACAAGAAAGACGAGCCAUGGCAGGUAAAGAUUUUACAAGAAAUAGCUAAACACUAG
Messenger RNA from Lithohypha guttulata, 1551 nucleotides. RefSeq lists its product as uncharacterized. NCBI's taxonomy places the organism in Eukaryota, Fungi, Ascomycota, Eurotiomycetes, Chaetothyriales, Trichomeriaceae. The record is from RefSeq and is a predicted model, not a curated record. The transcript has a single exon. Bases 1 to 1551 code for a protein of 516 amino acids.